CGUUUUUCUUCAGAUACUCAGGCACAAGCCGAGUCUCCCACUCUUUGACAUCAUGAAGACUGUUUGCCAGAUUCUCGUGGAAGGGGACUGGAUGACGUCAGAGCCCGACCGGAACUCGGUACGCAAAAGAGCAGCCGUUACUUCCGAGUAAUUUACAACCUAGCGCCGUAUUGUUCCAUCGUAGGGCUGUACGCAGUACAGUAAAACUGAACCUGGCACCGCCACGGGGGGCAGAUGGGCACAGCCACUGCAAUCGAACGUCUCCGAACAUCAUCCGUCCCGCAUCGGGCAUCUGGAUUCUGAGGCCUUUCGCAUUCGUUCGGGCUGUCUCUCUCGUCUCAUCUCGCCACUAUCAUCCCCAACUUCUCUCCCCGGGUACCCCCUCGCAUACUGCUCCAAACGAAGCUUUUGAUUCCGAAACCCUUUCACACUCUCCCCGACGUUCUACUCGACCGCUAGUUGCCAUCAUGUCCUGGGCAGGGUUCAAGAAAAAUGUCAACCGCGCUACGACGCAGGUGAUGAUGAAGACGGGACACGUGGAGCGCACGAACGAUCGCGACUAUGAGAUUGAAGAGCGUCGGUACCGGACGAUGGAAGCUGCCGCCAAUCGGUUACAGAAGGAGGCAAAAGGAUACUUGGACUCGCUACGAGCUAUGACCGCAUCGCAGAUGCGUAUUGCUGAGACCAUCGAUGCUUUCUAUGGGGAUGCCGGAACCAAUGAUGGCGUGAGUCGAAGCUACAAGCAAGCCGUGGAGGAUCUCGAUGCCGAAACCAUCAAGGCAUUGGAUGGACCGUACCGUUCGACCGUGCUGGAGCCGAUCUCCCGUUUCUGUGCCUACUUCCCCGACAUCAACGAGUGCAUCAAGAAGCGCAACCACAAGCUACUGGACUACGAUUCGAUGCGCGCCAAGGUUAAGAAGUUGGUCGAGAAGCCCGACAAGGACGCCACGAAGCUUCCCCGGACGGAGCGUGAGACGGAGAUCGCCAAGCAAGCCUAUGAACAGUUGAACGAACAGCUCUUCAACGAACUCCCCCAGCUUAUCGACCUGCGUGUGCCGUACCUGGACCCAAGUUUCGAGGCUUUGGUAAAAAUUCAACUGCGGUUCUGUGCCGAGGCAUACUCGCGCAUGGCGCAGGUGCAGCAGUACCUGGAUGCGGAGACGAGGGACCAGUACGCCCGGGGCGACCUGGACAACCGGGUGGAAGAGGUGUUGCAAGAGAUUCGGGAUUUGAGCAUAGCGGGAACUGUCUAAUCGUGUCACAUUGCUUUGGGUGGGUUCGUUUCUUGCUUAUCUGUUCUAUUACCCUGCGUGCCUGUCGAUUUCCCUGAUAGCCGCUCUAAUUAUCUCUGCUUCUGCAUCAAAACAGCCUUGGGGAACUCAUUGUUAAAAUUACAUUAAAUUAUUUUGGAAUUCCCAUAUCCAUCCAUGAUUACAUAUGUAGACCAUCCAUCUAUGUGAGAAAUCCAAAAACUAAUAACAGGGGUAUCUCGAAACCACCUCUAUAUUUAUAUCCCAUUCCA
Messenger RNA from Aspergillus sclerotioniger CBS 115572, 1522 nucleotides. Its product is annotated as amphiphysin-like protein RVS161. Bases 468 to 1253 code for a protein of 261 amino acids. The record is from RefSeq and is a predicted model, not a curated record. Gene Ontology annotation, biological process: endocytosis; actin filament organization; plasma membrane tubulation. Gene Ontology annotation, cellular component: medial cortex; mating projection tip; Rvs161p-Rvs167p complex. The transcript is spliced from 6 exons. NCBI's taxonomy places the organism in Eukaryota, Fungi, Ascomycota, Eurotiomycetes, Eurotiales, Aspergillaceae. Gene Ontology annotation, molecular function: lipid binding; protein binding.